AAAUCAGGAACGUCGUCGGCGGCCGGCAGAGCGGGGGGAUGAGGGAAGUCGGCGUGAGGAAGACCUGAUUGGGGGAGGGGUUCAGGCCUGUCCUCCCCAGCGACUGCGGCAGCACCAACGCCGGCCGCCACCGCCUCUGGGACGCAGAGCGGCUGGAGGAGGAGGAGGAGGAGGCGGUGGGCCCUGGGAAGCGGGAUGCCCAUCGCUCGAGCUUGGUGGUGAAUGCUGAAGAGGGUCACGGUUGCUGCAGUCUGUGCCACCGGGAGGAAGUUGUGGUGUGAGGCCGGGCGGGAGCUCGCCGCUCUGUGGAGGAUCGAAGCGCGGGGUCGGUGCGAAGACUCUGCCGCUGCCAGACCCUUUCCUGCUGUGACCAUGCCUGGAAGGAACAAGGCGAAGUCUACCUGCAGUUGUCCCGACCUGCAGCCCAAUGGACAGGAUUUGGGCGAGAGCGGCCGGGUUGCCCGUUUAGGAGUGGAUGAAUCUGAGGAAGAGGGACGGAGAGGGUCUCUCAGUAAUGCUGGGGACCCUGAGAUCGUCAAGUCUCCCAGCGACCCCAAGCAAUACCGAUACAUCAAAUUACACAAUGGCUUGCAGGCACUUUUGAUUUCAGACCUAAGUAAUAUGGACGGUAAAACAGGAAAUGCAACAGAUGAUGAAGAGGAAGAGGAGGAGGAGGAGGAAGAUGAGGAAGAAGAAGAAAAAGAUGAUGAUGAUGAAGAUUCUGGAGCUGAAAUUGAAGAUGAUGAUGAAGAGGGUUUUGAUGAUGAAGAUGAGUUUGAUGAUGACGAUGAACAUGACGAUGAUGACCUUGAUACUGAGGAUAAUGAGUUGGAAGAAUUAGAAGAGAGGGCAGAAGCUAGAAAGAAAACCACCGAAAAACAGCAAUCGCAGAGCCUGUUUUUGCUGUGGUCAAAGCUGACUGAUAGACUGUGGUUUAAGUCAACUUAUUCAAAAAUGUCUUCAACCCUGCUGGUCGAGACAAGAAAUCUUUAUGGGGUAGUUGGAGCUGAAAGCAGGUCUGUACCUGUUCAGCAUUUGGCAGGAUGGCAUGUGGAGGAGCAGCAGGGUGAAACUGACAUAUUUCUGUCUGCAGCGGCUCUUUGUGUUGGAGUUGGGAGUUUUGCUGAUCCAGAUGACCUGCCGGGGCUGGCACACUUUUUGGAGCACAUGGUAUUCAUGGGUAGUUUGAAAUACCCAGAUGAGAAUGGAUUUGAUGCCUUCCUGAAGAAGCAUGGGGGUAGCGAUAAUGCCUCAACUGACUGUGAACGUACAGUCUUUCAGUUUGAUGUCCAGAGAAAGUACUUCAAGGAAGCCCUUGAUAG
Molecule: messenger RNA, 1322 nt
Organism: Carlito syrichta (Philippine tarsier)
Lineage: Eukaryota; Metazoa; Chordata; Mammalia; Primates; Tarsiidae
Product: nardilysin-like
Exons: 6
Biological process (GO): proteolysis
Molecular function (GO): metal ion binding; metalloendopeptidase activity
Source: RefSeq, a predicted model, not a curated record